UCGAUAGGAAAGCUAGCAAGGAUUACACACUGGUAUACAUAUGUAUAUCAGGGCAAGCGCACCAAAGUAAAUAUACGAUACAACGAAGAGGCUGACAUCGAUCCGGUAAUAGUCGAAGGAAGAAACACCUCCUUUAAAUCUACAACAGCGAGACACGAAUCCAAAAGAUAUUGCGAGUAACACCGUCGGGAAAGUGAGUUUCUCCGCGAAUGGCAAGACAAUGUAUCAUCGAUUUCUCAGACCUUCCUCGUGGCCGAGAGCACGAGCACGAGCACGAGCACGAGCACGAGCACAGCGAUCGAAGGCUGCAUUUAUUUGGGUCGUGGACACCGAUUUCGGAAAAUGUCGGAGAAUGAAGCGCGAUCUCCGGAAAAAAAGGAAAGACGGAGAGGUAAGACGGAUCCGGGCGCUAGCAGGCACGGCAACUUCAUGAAUUAUUACCAAUUCCAUCCUGCGGAAGAGCGCGUGCGACAACUUCCGUGUGGCGUGUGGCACUCGACCCAUCCGGACCGGAAAUACGUAGGCCUAGACGUUGGCUGUAACGCGGGGGAUUUAACAGUCGCGUUGCACAACUUCCUCGAGAAAACCUUAUCUACCGAUCAAGAUCUACCGAAGGAGAUUCGUUUGCUCGGCAUAGACCUCGAUCCUAUCUUAAUCGAACGGGCACGGGAACGCAAUCCACGGCCGAAUCGUAUCGUUUUCGAGUGUCUCGAUUUUUUGAUCGAGGAUCGUAAUGGGACACUGGACGAGUAUCUUCGUCGAUUGGAAAAGUCGCGCUUCGACGUUGUGUUCUGUUUCUCCGUUACGAUGUGGAUCCACUUGAAUCACGGGGACCAAGGACUGAUGGAAUUUUUGCAAAAGGCUUGUUCGAUCACAAACAUGAUCGUGAUAGAACCUCAGCUUUGGAAAUGUUAUAGAAACGCGUCGAGAAGGCUCAGACGCUCAAAGGGUGAAGAUUUUCCAUUAUUGAAGACGUUGAAACUCACUGGCGAUCCAGUAGCGCAUAUUGAACGCAUAUUGACUGAAUUUUGCAAUUUUCGAAGAGUCACGGUUACCAAGAACAAUGAAUGGAAACGGAGUCUAUUAAUUUAUAAAAGGAUGUGAGCUAUCGCUUCCAAGAUCGAUGAGACUCCCUAUGUUAAUUGAAGUCAAACGACCGAACGACGGAUUUUUUUUAUGCGAAUGCGAUUGGAAACAUUAAAAUACGAUGGUUGAAAUAAUUUUUGAUAGCUUUAAGUCUCUCUCUCUCUCUCUC
Molecule: messenger RNA, 1255 nt
Organism: Bombus impatiens (common eastern bumble bee)
Lineage: Eukaryota; Metazoa; Arthropoda; Insecta; Hymenoptera; Apidae
Product: probable RNA methyltransferase CG11342
Exons: 4
Coding region: 343-1104 (253 amino acids)
Biological process (GO): negative regulation of pre-miRNA processing; miRNA metabolic process
Cellular component (GO): cytoplasm
Molecular function (GO): O-methyltransferase activity; RNA methyltransferase activity
Source: RefSeq, a predicted model, not a curated record